Molecule: messenger RNA, 1530 nt
Organism: Topomyia yanbarensis
Lineage: Eukaryota; Metazoa; Arthropoda; Insecta; Diptera; Culicidae
Exons: 2
Coding region: 2-874 (290 amino acids)
Source: RefSeq, a predicted model, not a curated record
AAUGAGCUGUGAACAUCACCGUGAGUUCACUGAUUCCAAAGCGGUCAGACACUGUUCAGUUGCCGAAAGUAGAACACCUGCGACAAACAACAUGAAACCUAUCGUUGUACUCAUUUCCAUUCUAAGCCUAACGGUGGCUCAAAGAGAGGACUCUCUGAAAGUUAUCGACACCCUACGACAGCUGCAGCCGGCUUACCGAGAUUUACAAAACUUCGUUGUCUCUGCGGUAGCGAAUGCCAAACUCAACAGCACCGGAGCCAUUUACGAUUUCCACAGCGAAAUUUUCGAAGCGAAAGACAAUUUCCUACGCUCAGCCAUCACCCUGGAAACCAACGCUCUUCGCCAUAUCAACGGACAGACAUCGGACAUCGACGGUAAUUGUUUGGCAUUCCUGCGCAACAGUAUCGAAGUGAACCUUAACAUUGCCGGCGUUUCCUUCACCAACUGCAUCAAUGCUGUUGAUGCACGACUGAAUGCGGAAAUUGAUCAAAUCUACGAUGGGCUGCAGUUCAAUGAGUCGUCCUACACCAACGCUAGCAUCUACAAAGUGUUCCGAGGGCAGAACAUUUUUGUUAAUCCGCAAGGUAUCGUCGAACUACUGCAGGGUCAGCUCACCCAGUUGCAGCAAACUCCUACCAGCUUAGUGGCUGAAUUGGGCUCGUUGAUCGAUGGUUUCCGAGUUCGUCUGGAUGUGAUUCGUGGAAACUACCGCCAGUGUCUUACGGUAAAUGAUCAGCUGUUGCAGACCACAAUCAACACGGUAUUAAUCCAGCUGCAGCAAAUAUGUUUGGGUGCAUUAGUACCUGCUGGUAGCGAAACACCGCAAGAGCCACCGUCAGUCGGACCGGUCGAAUCCUAUUGGAACUUUGUUUGAAAGUAUUAGUCGAAUCAGCAUGAUGCAAGCAUAAAUCUAAUAAAAUUUUAUCAUCUAUAGUUGAGGUAUUUUGGCGUUCACUUUGGAACUUUUUUUAAAGAAUGCGGCCAUGGUGAGAGGAACGAUUUUAUUUAGUCUUUGCUUGCCUAACUUUUUUUCUAGUGCAUAUAGGUUUCUAAAACUAUGUUUCCUUAACGCUUUUGUGGUAAAGAAAAACAAAAAACCUGUUUUGAUUACGAUCGAAACUUCUCGUGCAGUGUUAAAGGCUACUUAAUUGUUGCCAUCCGAUGCCCAAUAUAAUUGUCCUAGAAUAUUUACAACAGUCUAAUUGCAUGGAAAAGGUAAGCAAAGACAGUCUAAAUUGAUCUAAAAGGUAUAUACAAAUUUAAUUGUUUCACCGUUGACUGAUUUGCGGUGUUAACUGCCAUUCAAAAACUACUUACCGCUCUAUUUCAAAUUUUGAAAUUGUCCGUACAGUAGGCUUUUUCAUCAUAACACGCUGAGAAUCGAUAGUUUUAGAAUGUCAAAGGUUAUAAUUUGUUAUCCAGACUUCGUGGUACCACCUCCAACAUUAAACAAUUUUUGGUCUAUAUAGUAAAAAGUUUUAAAAAAAUCAAUACAAAAUGCUAAAUCAAAAAUUUGUCCGUAUACGAUAA